GAAUUUUUUUAGUUGUUAAUCUUGAGUUGGCAACAACGCCAAGUGUUCUUUGAUAGAUAACAGUGAACCUUGUUCAAUAUGAGACAUGACAGGACGUGGUGUGUGCGACAGGCCCCACUUCCCUCUCGACAGUGUUGAGAGUGAGAGAGAGAAAGACAGAAAUGGCGACCUCGGUGACUAUCUUGGUGAUGGGUGUGAUCCACCUCCUGCUGGUGUUUGAUAGUGGAUUGAUACAAGCGGCAAAUGUAAGUAGUUCCGAAACAACGCUGACAUCAUCUACGGCAAAAACAACUUCAACCCACCUGUCAACAUCAUCUUCAGUCAAAGGGACACUGUCCUCAACAACAUCGGCAUCACCAACAACAGCAAGUUCAACCCAACCGUCAGCAUCGACUCCAACCAAAGGGGCUACGCCACCAACAAUAAAAACUGCAACAAUCCCAUCUCCUGGAGCAUCUGCGUCUAACACCACUUCAGUCACAUCAACAGACAACAGCAGUAGCGUAUCCCUAACAACAGGCAACAGCAGUAGCGUAUCACUAACAACAGACAACAGCAGUAGCGUAUCCCUAACAACAAACAACGGCAGCGUAACGACGGAGACAUCGGCCACCACACCGACUACACCGACUAAAACACAUACAACCACCCCUCUACCUCCGACGGUAGUGACGCCAUCUGCCUUAGCCCAGUCUGAGAAGGACAAGCAACUUGCGUAUUCCAUCGUGAUUUUAAUAGCAGUGUCUGUGAUUAUUAUAGGACUAGUGGCCGGGCUCACUGUGGUGUUAAAUAACCGUCGGCUGGCUAAACACAAAAAACCAAAGGAUGGCGGUAUUGAAGAAAUACAUAGCAGUAUUGAAGAAGGGGACCAGGGACAAGUGAACAGUGCAUAUACUCCUGACAUUGAGAUGCAAAACCUGACCUAAACUUCGGUUCCUAGCAAAGGUACCUAUUUUGACUUUACGUAAAGCUUUCUGAUUCUGACACUCUUCAUUUGACAAAAACAGUGGAACCUCGUUUAACAGUUUAAUGAUUAACAAGUGUCUGGAUUAGCGAAUCGUGGGUAUACACAGUAAAGUCCCAUAUAGACGUUCAAACAGUGAACGAAAGCUGGCGGUGUUUCCAGAUUAUUUAGUUCAAAGUAGUCACGUUUCACUGUAUAUAGAUAAUAUCACCCCAGUGUUUUGAUAUCAAAUAUAUCAACACUUGACAAGCCUCGGAGUUUUACAAGACGCACGUGUCAGAUUCUAUUUAUCAUCCAAAGUUAUUCCUCCAACUUUUUACAGUUUAUCAACAGUAACAGCCAGUGUGUCCUCGAGGUAAAAAGUACAGCCAACCAGCUCGAGGUAUCAGUGACGUCAUUUGAUUAUGAUGUCAUCACAAGUGGUAUGCAAAGCAUAUUGUUGUGCAAUUUCAUUGUGGCGAUGUCCCCAAGGAUCAAUGGAGUUACGAUUGUCUUAGCGCUUUGACUAUCGUCCACUUUAAAGUACGGGAGUUAUAAGAUCGUCUUAGCACUAAGAUCGCUUUGUGCAAGUGGACCCAGUGUAUUACUAUUGUGGAUGACUGGGGAUUUGCGUGUCUUUUAAACUCAGUCUACAUAUAUGUAUAUAUGGAGAGAGAGAGAUAGAUAGAUAAAAUAUAUAUGUUGGACAUGAAAAUACGACUUUUGUCUUUCGAUUCUGGUGUUGAUUUCCUUUGGCUUUUUUGGGUUAAACUCGACGAUGUUUUCCUGUUUUAUAAAACCCUUUAUUCUUACAAUUUAGGUAUACAGUAUGCAAAUUAGAUUAUGAAAAUGCUCAGUCUCAUUGAAAUCACAUCUUAGUUCUCGCUAUUGCUAAACAAAGCUUUGUUUACCGUUUGGAAACGAGGUACAGUCAGUCUUGAAUUAUAUUUAUAUGAUGGACAAAGAAUGUAAAGAAUAUAUAAUCUACUUGUAUGAACACUGUUUAUCACCUUGUAUGUAUGGCCGUUGGUGCCAAAACUGAAAUAGUUGACAAAAUUCGUAUUUGGACAGGAUACGGUUUUCAUUGAAAAAUUCUAAAUGUGUGUGAAAGGUCAAUGUUAAUAAACCGCACGGAUACAUUCAAUUAA
Messenger RNA from Haliotis rufescens (red abalone), 2091 nucleotides. RefSeq lists its product as uncharacterized. Lineage: Eukaryota; Metazoa; Mollusca; Gastropoda; Lepetellida; Haliotidae. Bases 162 to 926 code for a protein of 254 amino acids. The record is from RefSeq and is a predicted model, not a curated record. The transcript is spliced from 2 exons.